ACCUAACUGAUGCUCAAAUCGAACUGUACAGUUUGCUAAGUUCGUUUGGUAUGUCCGAAGACAGUGUGAAUCAGUUUCUAGAUAACGGAUACGAUUCACAUUCCUUGGAGAUUAUUGAACGUCCAGAGUUGGAAACUUUGCUGCCGCCUCCUUAUUUAGCAGACCGGUCCAAAUGUAUCACUGGUCUCAACGGCUGGCGAAAGCAUAAAGGAAGUUUAUGAAUGAUUGACGAACUGAUUUAUAAUACUAAUGUUUAUUUUUCAGGGACUUCCUCCAAUAACGAAGCCACUGAGUAUCAUCGACCAGAACAUCCCUUCAACAAGCAGAACAAGAGGAGACUAUACAGCAAAGUACCUGCUUCUACAAUCCGACAAGGGGCGCGCAAUCAUUCAAACAUACAACAAAACAAGACUCCUUUCAAGAGAUGCUAAAAAAACAGUAACUCAAAUAGUGGUUGACGAAUUUCAGGAUAAGUUCGGCACAUUAUCAUCAUUAGAGUUGUCUCAGCGUUCUCAAGAACUUUUUGAAAUCUUUCCUACAGAAUCCCAGUUUUCUUGGUAUCGACCAACGUUUACCACUGACGCACAAGGGAAACGAUUACGCCAGGGAAAAUACCCAACCGGUUCACUGUAUUACCGAAACAACAACUACAAGGCUAAAUACACAAAACCCGGACAAAGUUAUCUCGAAUCUACUACAGUAAAAGGAUUUUCUACAAAGUUGUCAGCGGAGGAGGUUGCAUUCACUCCAGCAGCAGAACAAGAAUUUAAAGAGUUGAAGUCAUGGUUACGAUUGGGAUCAGCUGAAGCAAAAGUGGGAGGCUUCAAGUGUUUAUCGCUUGAACGAAGCAUAUCGACGAAAUUUUUCAAUUGAGGACCUUAUAAGAGAAUAUCCACCACUUCGUAAUCCAAAAGGUUAUGUGCUUGUUCAAGCGGAUUUUUAGUUCAAAUAUCCAGACGCAACAGAUAUUUUAUUCGCAAAAUGGGAUGCUUUUCGGCGCGAUAUCUGUGAUAUUUUUGAAGCGGACAUUGCGGAUACUGCAGGACGAGUUCUUUUGAAUCAUAUUCUCAAUGACAAGUUGUCUGACAGCACAAAAUUGACCGAUGACUGUCGUGAUUGCUUAACGAUCGUAUAUUAACAGUUUUUUUUGCUCCCUACAAUAUCAGUGAUUGUACAGACGGAUCCAAAAAGAUGGAGGCCUUCGUUUGCAGAGUCGAGAGAAGCUUUUAUUGUGCACGUAACAGGUCUGGCUGAAAUCGACACGAAAGUUGAACGAUACAUCAACAGAUAUAAGGACAAGGUGCUUCCUCAGCAACCACUGAUAAUCGUCGUUGGGCCUGAUAUUACUCAGCUCACGGAAUAUCUAGUAUACUUCGGAGAUACAUAUUAUCGUUUUAACACGUUUCUCAAAGCUCUGGACAUCUGCUUUAAAAUUUUCAAGGUGUACAAUCUAUCAUUUCCACCAGAAGCAUCAGGGCCAUGGAAUUUGAUUGCCCAUUCGUUAUAUUCCUUUAAUGUAGAUGAAAGUAACAUCCAUUACACAAAAAUUUCUCGUAUUCAAACCUACCUUAAUUCCAAAUGAUUUCGUGUAUAGUUGAAAAAUGUACGUGGAACGGCCAGUCGCCGGACCUGUUAUAUGGACAUCUCAGAAGAAUGCCUACGCAAUUAGAUUGUUUCAAAUGUAAUGAGGCAGCAUGUGAUAGAACGUAUUCUCUUCUUGCGACAUUCCGUUUGCAUCACCGAAAGCAUUUCAUCCAACACCCAGCAUCUGAUGCAAAUAGAAGAAAACAGAAUGUACAAGAUCCUCAGCAGAAUAUUCAACUGAACCUAACUGAAACUCAAGAGCAAAAAAUAAAUGUUAAUGAUUCUACUACCGAUGAUAUGGUUAAAAGUUACCCAGAAGAAAAAUCUACAACGUUUGAUGUAGAUAACCUUUCAAAGAAAAUGAAAUUAUUAAACCUGGGAUUCACACUAAAGUGGCUCAGUAAAGAUAAUCUGCCACGUAAAAUUGCAUUUGCGAUACAUAAAGAUGUUGAAACGUAUUACAUUGAACCCUUUAGAACAGCACUAAAAGCAGCAUCAGCAGUUGAACAAAUUGGUAACUUAACAGAGCAAAUUUUGAACAAGAAAUUAACAAUUGGUGACGAGUCAGAAUAUAUGUUCAUUCAGCGAUUAAAACAAGAGGAUUUAUUCUGUGAUCCUACAGUUUUCACCAUUAACGAUGAGCUGAGAGCUGAAGUUUUUCAAAACACACAACUAAUGGUUCAAGAUAAAAUCCAAGGAGUUCUAAUGCCUCUCAAGUUCCUGCUGAGAAAGUACUUAGAAUCACCAGGGUUGUUCGACAGUGUAGUACAGAAUCUAGCUCCAUCGAAGGACGGUAUAUAUCGAUCAUUGGUAGACGGUCAAGUUUGGCAACGACGGAAGGAAUUAUUUGGAGAUAAAUUACUGAUACCACUUAACAUAUACUUUGAAGAUUUUAACACAAGCGAUACAUCAUCGAUCCAUGCAGCAUCGACAUCAAUCUGUGGAAUAUAUUUCAACAUACCAUGUAUUCCUAUCUAUUUAUUGACUAAACUGAAUAAUGUUUUAAUUGCUGGAUUUAUAAAGACGGUCGAUAGAAAAUGCAAUGACAAUGAUAAAACAUUUCAUAAGCUGAUUGAUAUCCUAAUUGAGUUAGAGACCCAUGGUUUAGAUAUUGUUAUAGGAAAUGUAGAGAAAAAAGUAUGUUUUGCUUUAGGUUUUGUUCUCGGUGAUAAUUUAGGAAUUAACGGUAUUACAGGAUUCGUAGAAUCCUUUCGAGCAACAUAUUUUUGUAGAGUAUGUAAACGAACGCGAGAGCAAACAGAAAACGACAGUGUGGAACAGGUCAGCAGCCUUCGAAAAGCUCGGAAUUACGAAUUCGAUCUUUCCCUUAAAAAUGUGUCUACAACAGGAUUGAAAGAAGAGUGUAUAUUUAAUAGAUUAUCAUAUUUUCACGUUUGUGACAAUUUUGUGUUCGACGCAAUGCAUGAUAUGCUAGAAGGCAUGCUUGUGUACAACCUUCAGCAUUGUUUGUAUUAUUUUGUAUUCAAAACACUUUUUCUGACCGUUAAUGAUCUGAAUCGCCGUAAAAAUAUGUUUGUUUAUGGAGAUUUGAAUUCAAGCAAUAUUCUUAAUGAUUUUGUAGAGAAUAAGAUUAAAAAAAGGCAUAUAAAAAUGACUGCUAGUGAAAUGAAAACGUUUUGGACAUUCCUACCGUUGAUAAUUGGCUCGAUAAUACCAAAUGAUGAUCCAGUGUGGAAUUUUAUAAAAACGACACUUAAACUUAUGCAUAUAAUUUUUUUUGAUAGAUGUAUCUGAUGAGUUGAUUGAUGAAUUGAAAAUGCUAGUUCAAUGCCACCAUAAUCAAUAUUUAUCAUUGUUUGAAGAUUCCCUCAAACCAAAAUUUCACUUUCUUACACACUACGCUACAGCAAUAAAGAAAUCAGGAUCUAUUCGCCGUAAUUGGGCCAUGAGAUUUGAAGCUAAGCACCGCGAACCAAAAGGAUAUAGUAAAGUGAAUAACAAUAAAAAAAAUUUCUGCUAUACAUUGGCAAUUAAAGCUAGUUUAAAAUUUGCCUAUAAUGUUUUGAAUAAUGAUUUUUUCUGCGAUAAAUUAGAGACAGGUGAUUUAAUAACUAAAAAGCUUCCCGAUGAAUAUACUUUCUGCUUAAAAAAAAAUCCACUAUGUGAUUGAUCCUGAAUCAGUGAUCUUUGCAAAAAAAAUUUCCAAGGAAGGAUCCGUUUAUUCAAAAGACUGUAUUUUCUAUAUACAACAGAAACAUACUAUCAAUAUCUAUAAAUGCCGAGAUAUAGUGAUUGGUCUUCAAAAUAUGAUGAUAAUUUUUGGACAAAAAUAUGAAUCAAUCAAUUAUAAUGACCAAUUACAAUCUUAUGAAUUAAAGUUAAACGAUAAUUUGACCGUUCUUAAUAAUUUGUUAGAAGUCCACACCGAACCAGUGAAUUUACAUUGUUUGGAGAACAAAAUGUUUCUGCGGAUGCCCAACUAUUAUGAUUGUAAUACCGAUAUUGAAAAAUCAAUUGUU
Messenger RNA from Topomyia yanbarensis, 4064 nucleotides. RefSeq lists its product as uncharacterized. The record is from RefSeq and is a predicted model, not a curated record. The transcript is spliced from 6 exons. Lineage: Eukaryota; Metazoa; Arthropoda; Insecta; Diptera; Culicidae. The coding region runs from base 1579 to 3339 and encodes 586 amino acids.